Colletotrichum orchidophilum is the source of this 867-nucleotide messenger RNA. RefSeq names its product iron-sulfur cluster assembly accessory protein. NCBI's taxonomy places the organism in Eukaryota, Fungi, Ascomycota, Sordariomycetes, Glomerellales, Glomerellaceae. The transcript has 3 exons. The record is from RefSeq and is a predicted model, not a curated record. Bases 1 to 867 code for a protein of 288 amino acids. Gene Ontology annotation, molecular function: 2 iron, 2 sulfur cluster binding. Gene Ontology annotation, cellular component: mitochondrion; cytoplasm. Gene Ontology annotation, biological process: iron-sulfur cluster assembly.
AUGAAUGCCCCGAGGAUACUCAGCAGAGUGGCGUUCCGCCGCUCCUGCACGGCUUUGCAGUGCGCCUCUGCCCGUCGCGCCUACAGCAGCCCUUCUUUCCAGUCAUACCCCCUCUACUCAAACAACACACUUCCUCCAGCGAGAGGAGACGGCAUUCCCGAGAGCUCGAUUGCGUCGUCGGAUCCUCUGCCGAAGGUCAACGAGACGAGGCCCCCCAAGAUCGCCUCUCAAAUAGCAACCCACCAACAAUCCCCGACAACGAGCACUCGUCCUUCUACCUCCGCCACACAGUCCCCAACGACAACGACAACGACGACAGCAUCCACAUCCUCAACAGCCUCAAAGGCCUCCACGACGUCAUCGACAGCAACCACCGCUGCCGCCGCCGCCACCGCGCCAAAGGUCUCUGAACAAGCAGCCCAGACCCCCAAGCCAGUCGCCCGUCCGCAGCGCAAGCUCCGCGCGCGCAAGGCCGCGAUGAAACUCAGCCCCGCGGCCGUGGAGCAGCUGCGCGCGAUGCUAGAUCAGCCGGAGCCGAAGCUGAUCAAGGUCGGCGUGCGGAACAGGGGCUGCUCAGGCCUGGCGUACCAUCUCGAGUACGUCGAGAAGCCCGGCAGCUUUGACGAGGAGGUUGUGCAGGACGGCGUCAAGGUGCUGAUUGACAGCAAGGCGCUGUUCAGCAUCAUUGGCAGCGAGAUGGACUGGGUCGAGGAUAAGCUUAGCCAGCGGUUCGUGUUCAAGAACCCGAAUAUCAAGGAGCAGUGUGGCUGUGGCGAGUCUUUCAUGAAACGCCAAGCGGUGGACGGCAUGGGCAUCACCCCAGGCUACGGCGUCUUGUACAUCACGGCUCCAUUCCGAGCACUUUGA